AUGUGCGAUCUGGUGUUUAGGCCGUACCGGUCCACUUCCGCAGAGACAGCUGGAUUCGAUCGCGAACGGUACUAUGGUGUUUCUGGUUCGAUGGCGUUCGUGGUUAGCCCCGUGCCUGCUUUCCAAAGACGUUUCGUCCAAGCCGAGCCGCGAUUCAUCCAAUACCACCGAAAACUUGCGCCUGCUCGGAACCUUUCAUACAUCAGACGCGGGCUUCUACCACCGCAGCGCUUGUGCUUGCAACAGCGAGUAGAGCCGGCCUUGCAUGAGUCGUUUCGGUUCCUGCGAGACGGCUCGGUAACGACACCGGAAGGGUUCCGGGCGGCAGCGAUGGCAGCUGGUUUGAAACCAAGUGGCGCGCCCGAUCUGGCGCUUCUCUACUCUCCGCUGCCGUGUAUUGCAGCAGGGGUCUUCACGCAGUCAGUUCUUGCCGCUGCGCCUGUUCGCUUUUGUCGAGCGCAGUUGGCGCAAGCGGAUCAGCGGGUGCAGGCAAUUCUGAUCAACUCUGGUCAGGCGAACGCUGCAACGGGCACUGCCGGUGACAUCGAUGCCCAGCAGACUGCCGAAGCGGUGGCGAGAUCGUUGAAAAUAUCACCGGCCGCUGUGCUUCUUGCCUCUACGGGCGUCAUCGGCAAGCGCAUUCCUAUGGAUUUGCUGCUUGACGCAGUGCCACGAAUUGUCGAACUAGUGAGCCGUGCGGAUGCGUCCUCCAUAGGCGGUACGCUUGCUGCUCGGGCGAUCAUGACGACGGAUCUUGUUCCGAAGCACAUCGCCGGCGAAGCGUUCAUGCCGGACGGAAGGCGGAUACGAGUCGGUGCCAUGGCCAAAGGCAGCGGCAUGAUCCACCCAAAUAUGGCGACCAUGCUUGCAUUUGCCACAACAGAUGCGGAAAUGAAGAGCACUACGUGGCAGAAGCUACUCCGGAAUGCUGCAGACCAGUCUUUUAACCAGAUCACAGUUGACGGCGACACCAGCACGAAUGAUACGCUGCUUGGACUUGCGAAUGGUGCAGCUGGUGUCUCGAUUCCCGACGAUGAACGGAGUAUAGAGUACCGAGUGAUACGGGAUUUGUUAACUGCAGUUUUGCAGCACUGCGCCAAGGCGAUUGCGCGUGACGGAGAAGGCGCCAAUGUUCUGCUGGAGGUGCGCGUUAGUGGUGCCCGCUCCGACGCAGAGGCGAGGCAACUGGCUCGUUGCGUCGCGAGCUCAGCGCUGUGCAAAGCUGCUGUCUUCGGAAAAGACCCGAACUGGGGACGGGUUGCUGCGGCCCUAGGCCGGGCUGGCGUUCCAUUCGACCCAAUGCAUCUGGAGAUCGCGCUCGGACCGCAUCAGCUAAUGACUGCGGGUCAACCGGUGCCCUACGACGCCGAGGCUGCGCGUAGAUACCUUGCUGAUGCCGCGGCCGCUGGCAAGAACGCCGAAACCUACAACACCGCUGCUGAUACGGUGACGUUCGAAAUCCGGGUCGGACAAGGACCCGGCAUGGGGCUAGCAUGGGGAUGCGACCUCAGCUACGAUUACGUGCGAAUCAAUGCCGAAUACACAACCUGA
Messenger RNA from Cyanidioschyzon merolae strain 10D, 1551 nucleotides. Its product is annotated as glutamate N-acetyltransferase / amino-acid N-acetyltransferase. The coding region runs from base 1 to 1551 and encodes 516 amino acids. Gene Ontology annotation, biological process: L-ornithine biosynthetic process; L-arginine biosynthetic process. The record is from RefSeq and is a predicted model, not a curated record. The transcript has a single exon. Gene Ontology annotation, molecular function: L-glutamate N-acetyltransferase activity, acting on acetyl-CoA as donor; L-glutamate N-acetyltransferase activity, acting on acetyl-L-ornithine as donor. NCBI's taxonomy places the organism in Eukaryota, Rhodophyta, Bangiophyceae, Cyanidiales, Cyanidiaceae.